Molecule: messenger RNA, 925 nt
Organism: Aphanomyces invadans
Lineage: Eukaryota; Oomycota; Saprolegniomycetes; Saprolegniales; Verrucalvaceae
Exons: 1
Source: RefSeq, a predicted model, not a curated record
CGCGAAUUUGCCCACUUGGCAUGAGCCAAUUCCACACGGACGUGGCAUUUGAAGCGGCCGAGCACUACGGAGAGGACGAAGACCUGGACCCGACGACCCAACCGCAUCCACACGCCCAGCAACCAAACCACCCACAGCCCCAACCCAUCAGCCAAGAGUACUUCAAGGUGGACAAGCCGUCGUAUGUGUGGUCGGUCAUCUACAAGCUCAAGACGCCACAGCUGAACAAGCGUCAGAAGACGUGCUUUUACGUGUGCAUCAAGUGCAUUGAGGAGAACGUCCCUUGGCAAGAUUGCUUGAUCAACCUCGUCAAGCAAAACCCGUCCAACGGCACGUUGCACAUCAAGAAUCGCCACCCGGCAGUCUGGAACGACCAUGUCGACGCCCAGGCAGGAAUUGAAAAGAAGGAAAAGACCAAGCUCGAUGUUGGAACGACCAACUUGCCAGCAAUGUCACGUAAACGCGCCCGUCCGUCGCCGUUCCAAGGAUCGAUCGAGUCGCUGGACUUUCCCCGAGAAAGCAUCACGACGAUGCUGACGCCAAAACAGUACGACGAUGACAUCAGCAACACCGACCGCGAAAGACUCGAGUUGCAUCGCUUGGACAUCCAGCUGCGUUACGAUCUGGAGAAUCAACGACUUGCACUCGAGCGCCGCCGUGAGGAGCGCGCCGAACGUGAGUUUGAACUGAAGCAGCGCCUCAUCCUCGCCCAGACAAAGGAGUCGGAGUUCAACUUGAAAGCGAACCGCCUUCGUCUCAAAGUCGACAUGGCGAAACUCGGGGUGCCAGUUGGCGAUGUCAGUCUCGUAUUGGGGGACGAGGUCGCCAUCUAAGACCCUUUCUGCGUUGUGUAGCAGGUACAACGGUCCUAGCCGACGAGACAGGUGGAAUGCACUGACAAUUACAUUCACGACUUUAUCUACCA